AUUGAGAGCAAGGCGAGCUCCAUGCCAGCCGCAACUUCGCGACUGCCUGCCGUGCAUACGCAACUCCAUCUCUUCCGGAUAUGGGAGCCUAGCUGAUCUCGUAGAUUUAAAAUCUUUAGAGGCAUCUCAAAUUCCAUUGCCCAUCCCUCGACCAACUGCGUACAAACCACCACCAUCCCCAACCGUCAAGAUGCCGACCCCCUCCCCCACACUCGUGCCCCGAAUCAAAGUCCAGCUCAAGCUCUCCAUCGCGCGGCUGCGCAUGGUGCAGAAGCGGGACGAGGCGCUCGCCAAGACGCAGCGGCGCGCCAUGGCAACGCUGCUGGAGCAAGGGAAGACCGACUCGGCGCGCAUCCGCGUCGAGAACAUCAUCCGCUCCGACAUCAUCACCGAGCUGCACGAGGUGCUCGAGCUGUACUGCGAGCUGCUGCUCGCCCGCGCCGGCCUGCUCGAGGCCCCGCCCCCCUGCGACCCCGGCCUCGAGGAGGCUGUGAAGAGCAUCAUCUAUGCCGCGCCCAAGACGGAUGUGAAGGAGCUGGCCGCCGUGCGCGCGCUGCUGGCGGAGAAGUUUGGCAAGGAGUUUGUGCUGCAGGCGAUGGAGAAUGAGGGGGGUUGUGUGAGUGACCGGGUCGUGCGCAAGUUGAGUGUGGCGCCGCCGAAGGAGGAGCUGGUGCAGGGGUAUCUGGAGGAGAUUGCCAAGGCGUAUGGGGUGGAUUGGCCGCCGGGGAGGAGGGCUGAGGAGGAGUUGGGGGAGCCACCCGGGUUUGAGGACGGGGGGGAGGACGACGGUGAAGGGGGUGGGCAGCGCGCGGGGCAGGCGGAGAAGUCGCUGCUGGGGGAGGAUGAGGAGGCCGACGCGAGGGAGGAGCUGAGCAUGGCGACGCCGCCGAGGAAUUUUGGCCCCUCGAGCCCGCUACAUGUCAACCCGCCGAGUGCGUCGACGGAUAAUAUCCACCCGAAGGUGACGCUCAACAAGGUGGAGCUGACGCCGACGAAGAAGCCGGCGGCUGCUGCUAGUAGGAAGCCCGUGGAGAAGAAGCCGAGUAUUGCGGACGGGGUACCGGAUGUGGACGAGUUGGCGAAGAGGUUUGCUGCGCUGAAGAGGUAG
Chaetomium fimeti is the source of this 1108-nucleotide messenger RNA. RefSeq names its product regulator of Vps4 activity in the MVB pathway-domain-containing protein. NCBI's taxonomy places the organism in Eukaryota, Fungi, Ascomycota, Sordariomycetes, Sordariales, Chaetomiaceae. Bases 191 to 1108 code for a protein of 305 amino acids. The transcript has 2 exons. The record is from RefSeq and is a predicted model, not a curated record. Gene Ontology annotation, biological process: protein transport.